Messenger RNA from Dissoconium aciculare CBS 342.82, 1720 nucleotides. RefSeq names its product FAD/NAD(P)-binding domain-containing protein. Bases 330 to 1601 code for a protein of 423 amino acids. NCBI's taxonomy places the organism in Eukaryota, Fungi, Ascomycota, Dothideomycetes, Mycosphaerellales, Dissoconiaceae. The transcript has a single exon. Gene Ontology annotation, molecular function: electron-transferring-flavoprotein dehydrogenase activity; flavin adenine dinucleotide binding. The record is from RefSeq and is a predicted model, not a curated record. Gene Ontology annotation, cellular component: cytoplasm.
GGCUCAUAACGAAGGGGCAUUAGAUCCCUAUACUGGAGAAUAAUAACAACUGGAGGACGCCCCGCACUGCGCUGGGACGAUUGUUUGGCCCCACACCCAGGGAAGGGAUGUUUGCCCAGGUGUUCACGAUGUAUAACGAUGGCGACCCGCACGCUAUUGAUUCUUCCAGUGUUCGCAAUCGCAACCUUGUCGGUAACAUAGAGAGAGAGAUAUAUAUAUAUAAUUGCAUGUCCAGGAAGGCCAGUUCGUAGAGCAGACAGAUCAAAUUGCCCCUGUGUUGAUGUCGUCUUGUGUGUCUGGGUCUCCAUCUACUCCAGCUCGUUCAAGAGAUGUCCGACGUCCGCAACAUCGUUAUCCUCGGCGCCUCGAUUGCAGGCCUCAGUGCAGCCCAUUACUUCCUGAGGCAUAUCCAUCCCCAGCUGCCGCAGGUCGAAGGCGUCCUCUACCGGGUUGUCCUGGUAGAUCCAAGCUCGAAAUUCUACUGGCGUCCAGGCACGCCGCGCGCGACUGCAAGCGACCGAUUGGGGCCUGACGCGUCUAUUUUCCUGGACUAUCAGCAAGCCUUCCGGGCCUAUGGCGAAAAGAUCACGCUCGUCCAUGGCGCCGCCACCUUCUGGGAUUCUGAGAAGUGCGUGAUAGAUGUGAAGAAGUCCGAUGGGAGUAAGACCGUCCUGUCGUACCAUUCGUUGAUUCUGGCGACCGGCUCGCGGUCACCUUCACCACUUCACUCGCUGCAAGGAUCGGACUAUAUGGAGGUCCAAGCUGCACUACAUACGGUUCGUAAGGAAUUGCCGACCGCUAAGCGGAUCAUCGUCGCUGGCGGUGGGCCCACGGGGGUCGAAACUGCCGGCGAGAUCGCAGAGGUUUUGAAUGGACGCGCAGGAUGGUUCUCGUCGCGACCGUCAAAUGGCAAGAUCGAAGUCGUCCUCCUGACCAGUGCUGAGAGACUGCUUCCGCUCCUUCGGCCUGAGAUCGCAUCUCGAGCAGAGACAUAUCUCAAUCGGGUAGGAGUUGACGUUCGCUACCAGACCAGAAUAAAAGAGUCGGAGAAACUAGAUACCGGAAAGACUCGAGUAGUCUUGCACGAAGGUGAAGUGGUCAUCGCUGACAUAUACAUUCCAGCAAUGGGAAUGAUGCCCAACACGGCCUACGCUCCCAAAAACCUCCUCGAUUCCGAUGGCUGUAUCAAGAUGAACAAGCGCACGCUCCGGGUUGACGACGCUGGGCCAUUGGUCUACGCCCUGGGCGAUGUUGGAUCCUACUCUAAGAAAGGGAUCGUCGAUGUACUCAUGGGUUUGCCGGUCCUGGGUACGAACAUGAAGAGAGACUUGAUUGCAGCACACGGAAAUCCGGUGCAGAAGCCAGCGGGGCCCGAUCGGAUCCUUGCGCCCUUCGAUCCCGAAACACAGCUGCUUCCUGUCGGGCAGUCAUAUGGUGUCGGCGCCGUUUUCGGUUGGCGGCUACCCGAUCUUUUGAUCUGGCUGCUGAAAGGCGGCCAUAUGAAAGCACAUGGAGGUCAGGAAUGGGUGGAUGGGGCCAGGUGGAAAAGUCCGGAGUGGAUAGUUAGCAGUCUGACGAAGACGUGGGAGACUGUCGCAUAGCCUAAUGUCUUCGGUGCUGAGGCGAGAGUCUAUUGUGCCCGUAGGGCCCUUGGGAAACAGUACCUAGGUAGGGUCAUAAUAUCUAUGGGCUCGCCUACGAAACACAGGCGAGGUAGCAG